Drosophila serrata is the source of this 703-nucleotide messenger RNA. RefSeq names its product UPF0389 protein CG9231. Lineage: Eukaryota; Metazoa; Arthropoda; Insecta; Diptera; Drosophilidae. The record is from RefSeq and is a predicted model, not a curated record.
AUUUGGCCACGCCGCGGUCACACUGACUUUUUAAUCAGGAGUUGCAUAAAAUUUCGUAUUUCAGACUAUAAUUUUUAGUAAACAACAAUCACAGCUUUAAUUGCACACUAUGCUUAACAAGGCAACAUUAAUUGGAGCUAUCGUGCGUCGCUCGUUUGGGUUCUCGCCGAUUAUGCGCCAGACGAUCAAGAACCAUGAGCCCAACAACCUGGAAAGACGUAUGCUGGUGUGGACCGGUAAAUAUAAAUCGCAGAGCGAAGUACCAAAUUUUGUGAGCCAGGAUGAGAUGGAGCGCUGCCGGAACAAAAUGCGUAUCCGACUGGCCAACAUCAUGAUCGCUCUCACCGCCGUCGGUUGCGCUAUUAUGGUCUACAGCGGCAAGCAGGCGGCUACGGGGGAAUCCGUGUCGCAGAUGAAUCUCGAGUGGCACAAGCAGUUCAAGGAACCCCAAGCUGGCGCGGGCGCUACUUCCAGCUCCAAGUAGGCACCUGCUUUCAAAACACAUCACCGUCUUAACAUGAACACUUAACCACGAGAACAUAACAAUUAGUCUGGUUUGCUUUAGUAUCGGUUUGUGUUAGAAAACGGUUUGGUUAAGCAUGUAUUCAUGCCACAUCCUUGAUCGAUUUUUAGUGAUAUGUAUAGACUCAAAGUUAGUUUCGAUUGUAUUAGCAAAAGAAAUAAAUGUUUUUAAAGUACUGUA